CUCUCUGCUCCCAGAGCUGCACGCCUCUGCGCUAUCGUGGCCAUGGCCAGCGAGUCAGUCUUUGUCAUUGCUAUAGAUUUUGGCACAUCCUACAGCGGGUACUGUUUUUGUCUUGCUUCAGGUACAGACCAAAUCCGCCAGGUUUACUGGGGAGCAGAGCACGGGUUAAAGACCCCAAAGACACCUACGAGCAUCUUGUUCAACCAGAAGCAGGAGUUUGAAUAUUUUGGUUAUGAUGCUGUGAUGAAGUACAAGAGCCUGCCCUCCAGCCAAGCUGACCGCUGGUACUUCUUCCAGAACUUCAAGAUGCAGCUGUACAGCACGAACGUCACAGCUGGCAUGAAGCUGAAAGCCACCAAUGGAAAGUUCCUUCCUGCCUUGACAGUCUUUUCCGAAAGCCUGCGCUUCAUGAAGGAACAUGCUUUGAACACCAUCAAGGAGGCCUCUUCCCAAACUGUCUAUGACCCGGAGGAGAUCACCUGGGUCAUUACUGUCCCGGCCAUAUGGAGCGCUGCUGCCAAGCAGUUCAUGCGCCUGGCAGCAAAAGAGGCAGGAAUUAUCUCUGGCAUGCUCUCUAGGAACCUGAUCAUUGCCUUGGAGCCAGAAGCUGCAUCGCUGUGGUGCAAGCAGCUUCCACAGGAAGGGUUUAUGACAGAUAGCAGUGACAAGAAGAAGUUUGAAGACUCUCCUGGGAUCCAGUAUAUUGUCGUUGACUGUGGAGGUGGCACCAUAGACAUCACAGUACACGAGAUCCAAGAAAACCAUUGCCUAAAGGAGCUACAUAAGGCAAGUGGAGGUGGAUGGGGAGGCAACAGAGUGGAUGAAAACUUCACCAAUUUCCUCAAGGAAAUAUUCAGUGAUGGCGUAUGGGGUGAAUAUGUGAAGAAGCACCCUACUGAAUUACAAAAUAUGAUGUACAACUUCAGCUUACAGAAAUGCUCUGCUAGCAGGGAGGCAGUCUACAUACGCUGCUACUACAACCUGACCAGAGUGGCAGAGUCCAAGAAGGACAUCUCCAAGUUCUUUGAAAAUGCAGUAGGAGCUGUGUGGUGUGAUGGGACAAUCAUGAUUACAUAUGAGAAAAUGAAGAGCUUGUUUGACUACAGUGUCAACAAUAUAAUUUUUGCUUUGAGGGAAAUUCUUUCCAAACCUGAGAUGGAUAAAGUCCAGUACAUUUUACUUGUGGGAGGCUUUGCAUGCAGCAUCAUCCUGCGAGAUGCAGUCAGGCAGGCCUUUAGCAGCAAGUAUCAUAUCCUUUGUCCCAUGGAGGCCCAGGCAGCCAUUGCAAAAGGGGCUGUUUUAUUUGGAGUUAAUCCACACAUCAUUACCUCAAGAAUCAGCUGUAGGACAUAUGGCUUAAGUGUGUGUGAGAAAUUUGAUGAUGCUAUCCAUGACAUCCGUAAACGGAGGGUCUCGAAAGCUGGUGACUUUAUUUAUUGCACAGGACUCUUCCAGAAACUGGUGGAAAUUGGAGAGUCAGUGAACAUACACAAAGCUGCCCACUAUGAUUUCUUUCCAAUAGAACCAGAUCAAACAAAGGUAACCUUUACUUUCUAUUGUACAAAAAAACAGAAUGCUCAGUAUGUGGAUGAGGAAGGGAUGGAAAUGCUUGGCUCCUGUGAAGUGCCAUCACCAGCCACAUGGCUGGGGUUAAAUCGCAGGCUGAAAGUGGAGAUUCAGUUUGGGCUCACUGAAUUUAAAGCCACAUGUACUGAUGUUACUUCCCAAGAAAGUCGUACAGUUAUAAUAGAUUUUUUAUCUUAUAAUUAUCACUCAUCAUAUUGAACAGAUCUUGGAUGCGUUUUCCAACCAUUAUGAUUCUAACAAUUCUAUGACUUUUACCAUAGAGGAGACAAUUGGACAGUAAGUUCAUCAUUCAACUUUCUUUUUACGCAGGAAAAGUACUAGUCUGAUUCUCUGGUUCCUUCCAUUCCUCACCAACUGCCCUUACAGUUCAACAUCUCGUUUUCUCUUGUAUCUGACAGCAGGUUUUCCUGCUGCUUUAUCUCAUGCCCUUUUAGCUUGCAUCUCUGAACACAAUAGUCCAUACCAUCAAGACAGUCAUCUGUGACAUACCUGUAUUUGAUGGAAAGUCUCUGGACUGGUGUCUAACUUCCACAUAAAGCAGCCCAUAGCUGUUUAUUUUAGCCUGAUGUCUUCUUGCAGCUACACCUUCUGUUUCUCCGACAUCAGGUCACUUUAUCUGGAGUCCAGGUUUAAUUCUGCUGGGGGUGAUAUUUAGUGGAUUUCUGUUUUCUUCAGAAUAUGAUUUAUAUAAACUCUAUGUAAUUAAAGCUCCAGUGUCCCAGACAAGGGAGUUGAGUGAACCAGUCUAGGGGCUUGUGUCCAAAACCUAUGGGAGUCUGUUUCCAUUAAAUGAUGGGGUGGUUCAAUCUCAUCAAUUGGGCCAGUUGUAACACUACAGAUGUGAAUAGUGCAUAUGCUGCUGCCUGAUGCCUCUGUCCAGCCCUGGUACUCUGUAUCUCUGAUUUGGGCAUGAUAUUUUCUAUAUCUGUAAAAACUGAUCUCUUUCCUCCUGCCUGCAGCACCUGUGCAAAAUUGAGCAGUGUGAAGGCUUCAUGAGCCUGAAUUUGUCCACAAAAAGGAUGCAGUCCUGCAGUGUGCUGUGUCUGGCUG
Molecule: messenger RNA, 2637 nt
Organism: Agelaius phoeniceus (red-winged blackbird)
Lineage: Eukaryota; Metazoa; Chordata; Aves; Passeriformes; Icteridae
Product: heat shock 70 kDa protein 12A-like
Molecular function (GO): ATP binding; ATP-dependent protein folding chaperone
Source: RefSeq, a predicted model, not a curated record